CACAUUUUCUCUUUCCUUCUCUUUCUCUCUCUCUUUAGGUUUCGUUUCCUUUACUUCGAAAUCAAAGAGCUCAAGCUUCUUCGAGUUUUCCGAAGAUUGGGGGAGUUAAUACGUGGUUUAUUACUGUCCUCCUGUGUGUUUGCUUGAAGAUUGAUAGUGAUGACCGUGAUGGCCAUGCUAUUGCCGAUAAAUGAUGAUGAAGAAGAGAUUUACUAGUUUAGGUGUGGAUUGAUUUUUUUGAAGGGGAUCGUCUUCUACAUGAUUUUUUUUUUUGUAAAUAAAUGCGGUUUUUCAUGUGUUUGAAGCAGAUGGGUUGAAAGGGUUUGAUAGUUUAAAUUUUUGAGUAAUAUGGCUAUUGCUGGUCUACACAAUGUUUCUGUGCUUGAUAAUACUUUCCUAAGGGAGUCUCAGUCUCAAGCAUCAAGAAGGCAGGAAAAUGGCAGCACCCGGGCAUCCUCACUCCUGCAGAUGUGGCGGGAGCUUGAGGAUGAGCAUGUGGUUAGUCAUGCUCAAGAGAGAGCUAGUGAAAGAAUGCUCCAGCAAAGGAGUGAUGACCUCUCAUUGACUGAUCUUUCAGAUAGCCGAAAUAGUGAACAUAGUGGUGUUUCUGAGGAUGUGAGCUUGAGUGAGAAUGAGUUUGGACAAUGGUCUCCAGAUCGAUUUGGGUCACAAAAUGGGAAUGAGGAUUCUAGUAAUUUUAAUUUUGAACAUUCAUCUGAUUUGGGGGAAGUUGAAAGGGAAAGGGUAAGGCAAAUUUUUCGGGAGUGGAUGAACAGUGGUGGCAGGGAACGUACAUCUAAUGUUUCCCGUAGGAACAACAGUUCAAGGGCCCAGUGGCUUGGUGAAACUGAGCAGGAGAGGGUCAGAAUCAUAAGGGAGUGGGUGCAAAUGAAUAGCCAGCAGAGAGGUGCUUGCGUUGACAAUAGAGAAGAGCAAGCUGCUGAUGUUGGUGGUCAAAUUGAACGAGUUCUUGAUGGAUUGGUGGUUAACCAGAAUGAAGGCCGAACUGAGCAUGUGCGUAGGGGCAUUCGUAAAUUAUGUGGCCGACAGGCCCUGCUUGAUAUGCUUAAAAAGGCUGAGAGAGAAAGGCAAACAGAGCUUCAGGGGUUAUUGGAGCAUCGGGCUGUAUCAAAUUUUGCACAUCGCAACCGUAUUCAGUCAUUAUUGAGAGGUAGAUUUUUGAGAAAUGACAGAAUGGCUGAAGGUGACAGAUCUACCUCCAUUGCAGCCAGUGAAUUAGGCUUAUUAAGACAAAAACAGACUGUAUCUGGUCUAAGCAGGGAAGGGUUUUUCUCCAGACUGGAUAAUUCUGGUUGUGGUCCUGCAAGCGGUAACCGCUCUGAGACAUCAUCUACUGCUGACACUAAUGGUAAUAGAAAUGAACAGAACCAAGUAAAUAACUCACAUGAAGUCAUAGAUGGAUUAAAUGGCCAAUCUGAACAUGAGAAUGAGGAAACUGAUAACCAAAGGUUUUUGGAUGGUAGAACUGAUUUAGAGGGUGAUGUUGUUGAAGAUUUAAGUUGGCAAGAAACUUCUGCUCGUGUAGAAGAGUGGCGGGAACAAGUUUCUGAGAGUGUGGUUAGAGACUGGCAGUGGUCGGCCAGUGUUGAGUCUAAUGAAAGCAGAGAUGUUAUUGGACAAGUCUUGGAUAGGGACUGGCAACAAAAUCUUGCUAAUGAGUCGCCCCUUGAAGCUUUGCAGAAUGAAUCUGGAGAACUUAUUCAUCUACGAGAAGAUAUUGAAGCAUCUUAUGAACAUUCUCCCCAAGAUCGUGAGAGAAGUGGGGCAUCUGGGUUAAUGAAUGACAUAGAAAAUUUGGAAAGCAAUCCAGUCGAAAAUAUUGGUGGGCAAGAAUCUGCUUCUCAAGUUGAACAAUGGCAGGAAGAGGAUCAGGAAAAUGAGGAAGUGCACUGGCAGGGAUCUAGUGUUGAGUAUAACGAGUUGAUGGAUGGUAAUGAAGAAGCCUCUGACAUGCCUCGUGAGGAUGGUGGGAAUGAAGAUGGAGUUUAUGAUCAGCUGCAAGAAGCUCUGGAUGCACAACAUGAGGAUGGUGGCUUGCAUGAGACUACACGGAAUUGGUUGGAAGGGUCUUCUAAUCAAGAACCUGUUACAAUGGGAAGGACAGACACAUUUUAUUUUCCUGAUGAUGAUAAUGUAUACAGUAUGGAACUGAGGGAACUCUUAAGCAGGAGAAGUGUGUCUACUCUUCUUCGUAGUGGUUUCCGUGAGAGUCUUGACCAGUUGAUACAAUCAUAUGUGGAAAGGCAAAAUCAUGCUUCUAUUGACUGGGAGCUACAUGAAACAUCACCUACUCCUGCAUCACUUGAACAAGAUCUAGAACAGCAAAGCAGGGAUCAGAAUGAGGGUCAGGGGGAUGCAGUUGAGGGUCCUCCACUUGCCCUUCCUUCACCCAGGAUGCCACCUACGCAGCCACUCUGGGACCAGGAUUCACACCAUUAUAAUUGGGCACCGCAUGAUAUGCAUCAGCGCUUUGGCAUUGAGUGGGAGAUUGUUAAUGAUUUGAGGAUUGACAUGGCUAGGCUGCAGCAAAGGAUGAAUAACAUGCAGAGAAUGCUAGAGGCCUGCAUGGAUAUGCAACUUGAGUUACAGCGGUCAAUAAGACAGGAAGUUUCUGCUGCACUGAACCGUUCAGCUGGUUCACAAGGGGUGAUUGAUGACAGCUUGCCCAAGGAUGCAGCUAACUGGGAUAAUGUGAGGAAGGGAAUCUGUUGUACAUGCUGUGAAGGCAAUAUUGAUUCAUUAUUGUACAGAUGUGGGCACAUGUGCACAUGCUCAAAGUGUGCCAAUGAGUUGGUCCAAGGUGGAGGAAAGUGUCCAAUGUGUCGGGCACCAGUAGUUGAGGUCAUCCGUGCUUACUCAAUCCUUUAAUAUGAAGAGUAUAUUUAUAUAAUAAAAAAAAACAAAAGAAAAUAGAAAAAUCUGGAUUAACAAUCGUAGAAUCUUUCAUCAGUUUUUGCUCCUGGUUCACUCCAGGUAUCUUCCAUUUUCUCUUCUUUUCUUCUUUAUUUUCCCCCUUUUUUCCCCUUCUUGGGCCCCUUGCCGUGAUUUGAUAAUAUACAGUACAUAAAUUGAGUGUAUGAUUGAAACAGAAAAUGUCAUCUUUAAUUCAUUAUAUUACUAAUCCGAAUAAACUCGAGUGUGAGAUUGUCAAUUAUAUCUAUACAUUUUAUGAUGAAUCCUGGCAAUGAGAUUGAGAUGACUUUAUCUUGCA
This is a messenger RNA of Theobroma cacao (cacao), 3232 nucleotides long. Its product is annotated as Ring/U-Box superfamily protein. Lineage: Eukaryota; Viridiplantae; Streptophyta; Magnoliopsida; Malvales; Malvaceae. The record is from RefSeq and is a predicted model, not a curated record.